GUACAGCCUGUCAGACAAACACGGUCACCACCUGUCCUUUGAUGUCGGUGACCUCUCCAAAGCUUUAGCGUCUGUGGUACAGGCAGAGCAGUCGUUGCUGCAGUCGAAGACGGUCCUGGCGCAAGUUGUGCAACAACUGCAGAGGACUUCCAAGCCCCAGCUGCAAAAGUCAUCGGAUGAAGCCGAGGUCAGGAUUGCCGCCGUGGGUGUAGAUUCUCACCAGGUUGUGCCUACUGUUGCAGAGCCCGGCUUCGCGGAAGCACGGCAGGAGUCCGACCAGGCUCCAGCCUCGAUUGCUCAGACGCCCACCUUUCCUUCUGAGAUGGAAUCGGGGGCCAUGGUUGCCACUGGCUCGAAGGAGUUCAGUAUACCCACACAGUCGCUGCAGCUCAAGCGGGCGAAGACGGGGCAGACCUUGCUCACCAUGACCGAGGAGGAGAUUCCGGCGUUGUCGGGUGGCCUUUGGCCCUUUUUCCAGGCAAUCAGUCGGAAACUUGUUGGUAGCAUCGCUUUCGAGUUCGUGAUCCUCGCCGUAAUCAUCCUCAACUCCUUCAUCAUCGGCCUGGAAAGCCAGAUGUCCUUGAGUCAGGAG
Messenger RNA from Symbiodinium sp. CCMP2456, 592 nucleotides. NCBI's taxonomy places the organism in Eukaryota, Dinophyceae, Suessiales, Symbiodiniaceae. The record is from the annotation of a GenBank genome assembly.